AUGGAAGUGGAAUGCAAAGGUGCACCUCCCUCAAGCGCCUGUGCCUUACAUCAAGGGUCUCUUUGGCUAUUUUCAAAGGCAACUGGACGCUUCACCCGCUUCAAUGCCUUUCUCCACUUCGAGACAGGUGGAGCGUCUGACACUAACUCUAUCGGGGGUACGCUGUACCUUGUGAACGAUCGCAACGUCCCUUUUUUAUGCAUCCUGAUUGAUUCCAAUGUUGUUGUUCGUGACAGCACGAAAGCUGCCGGUGCUUUCUCUAUUAUCCGUAGUGGAAGCAAAAAAACGGUUCUGAGGGCUGCUUCAGAUGCAGAUAAAGAGGAAUGGAUGCAAAUUAUCGCAACAUUAAUACAAGCAGCUGCAGGUUCCACCGCAAGCAAGGCUAAUGAUGAUCCUCCUUGUAGGAAGUUGUCACCAUUUACUUCCGUACAGGAGGAGGCUGAUGCGAGCCAUGUUGCAGCGUCGCCACUCCCUUCAUUGCGGAAGAUACAUGAAUUCACUACAGAUUUCACUUGUUCAAUGAGGGGUGUCUUAUUUAAAAAAAGUGGCCACUUUGGAUAUUAUGCUCAACGAUGGUUUGAACUAAGAAAGGGUGAGGGUCUCUUCUACGCAACGCAUGAAAAUGCUCUGCCAACAUCGUUUCGACGCGUUCCUUUGCAAGGUUUAUCGGUAAUGUUUGUAGCAGCCCAAGGAAAAAUCGUUGUCCCACCGUCAUCGUUUCGUGGGCGGGGGAUGACGCUUAAAUGCCUUCAGGCAGAUGAGUUUGUGAGGUGGCGUGAGGCCAUCCAGUUGGAGAGUUUAAGUGGUACCCCGACGAGUCAUGAAACUGAGAGAGAAGCAACCACUGUGAAGACAUCUGCAUGUGUUCCUUUGAAUGCCUCUGGAGACGUGGCGGCAGCGUGUACUGACUUUCUUGUAGGUGACCGUCCUCCACCCUUUUCCAUGACGAGUCCAGGGGGGAAUUCACUUUGCUCGAUAAUCAUUUCACUUGAGGAAGGGAACUCGGGUCAAGUAGCGGACGCUGCGAGGGUACUUACUGCGAUGGAAUUGCUGGAACUUGAAGAUUUGCAGAGUGAUAUACCAUGCAACUGUUCCCCGAUCACUGAAGGAUACUUGGAAUCCAUUGGAGAGAAGUACACGCCGGUGAAGAAUACUCCUGGUAUAGAGGCAGAGCUGGAGAAGUACCACGAUGAGUGUCUGACGUAUGGAUUCAGGGCUACACUUCAACGAUUGUGGCAGCGUUUUUUUUUACCUAUCCGGGGGCCGUACAACUCGGUGAACGAGCAUAUGGUGUUAUUGGACCUGGACGUUGAGAAACUUCGUGACUGCUUGAAAACUACGUUACACCUGUAUGGCGAGGAGGUAGCUGUGCGGGAUGCUGUGGGGGAAUUGAACUACAUCUUGUGCGUUUACAAGCACGUGCGGGAGCAACUCCUUAUUCGUCUGGAAAUUGCCGCAUUCUGUGAGCAGCCCAAUCAAAGUGGGCUCCCGCUUGGUGUGAGUGGCACUAUAGCUAGGUUGAGCGAGAUGUUGGUUUCUAAUAUUCCUUCUCCAGCCCACUAUGAUGAAGUGAUGGAGACGUGGAAAACCAUGUAUCAGGCACUGUGUACGUUUCGCUUGGAGUUUGACGUCUUUGACGAGAGUGAGGAAACUAUUUUGACGAUGGAAAAUGCACUCAAUAGGAUGUGUGUCUGGCUUAAGCAACAUCCCCGUGAGGUGGGGUUCAGGGAGGAAGAUCUGCGGUAA
Messenger RNA from Trypanosoma rangeli, 1746 nucleotides. RefSeq lists its product as uncharacterized. The record is from RefSeq and is a predicted model, not a curated record. Lineage: Eukaryota; Euglenozoa; Kinetoplastea; Trypanosomatida; Trypanosomatidae. The coding region runs from base 1 to 1746 and encodes 581 amino acids. The transcript has a single exon.